UCUGAUCUUCUUCUUCCCCUUCUCCAUCGCAAUUCGAGUCUAAGUACCCUCUCCCCGAUCUAGCUUCAUUUUCACUCGGGCCGGAGCUGUGGUACCGGUUGCCACCAUUCUUGGAGUACAAUCACCGUUCUCGGCUCCUCUUUCAUAUGAUCCUCGAAGUUCUCGGUUUAGUCUUCUACGCGGGGGGCUUGAGGGAGGAAGGUCGGGGGAAGAGACGCUUGAGGCUGCUGAAAGGGGAUUCACUCAGCGUCCCCAUCCAUUCGUCAAUCUGGCGCAGAAGAUCGGAAAAUCGGUCCGACGGCCAGGUGUUAUGUCCAAGGCCCGGGUUUACACAGAUGUGAAUGUCCAACGUCCGAAAGAUUAUUGGGACUACGAGGCCCUCACCGUCCAAUGGGGGGACCAAGACGAUUACGAGGUAGUGCGUAAGGUGGGGCGAGGGAAAUACAGUGAGGUUUUUGAAGGUGUCAACGCCGUGAAUAGUGAGCGUUGCGUUAUGAAGAUUUUGAAGCCAGUAAAGAAAAAAAAGAUCAAAAGAGAGAUCAAGAUUCUGCAAAACCUUUGUGGAGGGCCCAACAUUGUGAAGCUUCUGGACAUUGUCCGUGAUCAGCAAUCGAAGACACCCAGCCUAAUUUUUGAGUAUGUGAACAAUACUGAUUUCAAAGUGCUCUACCCCACUCUUACAGACUUUGAUAUCCGAUACUACAUUCAUGAGCUGCUCAAGGCUUUGGACUAUUGCCAUUCUCAAGGGAUUAUGCACAGGGAUGUGAAGCCACACAACGUGAUGAUUGACCAUGAGCAGCGGAAGCUUAGGCUUAUUGACUGGGGACUUGCCGAAUUCUAUCAUCCUGGCAAAGAGUAUAAUGUGCGUGUUGCCUCUAGGUACUUCAAGGGUCCUGAGCUGCUGGUUGAUCUUCAAGAUUAUGAUUACUCUCUCGACAUGUGGAGCUUGGGGUGCAUGUUUGCCGGCAUGAUAUUUCGGAAGGAGCCAUUCUUUUAUGGGCAUGACAAUUAUGAUCAACUUGUGAAGAUUGCUAAGGUGUUGGGAACUGAUGAAUUGAAUUCCUAUCUAAACAAAUACCGCCUAGAGCUGGACCCCCAUUUGGAAGCACUGGUUGGCAGGCAUAGCAGGAAACCUUGGUCAAAGUUCAUCAAUGCUGAUAAUCAGCAUCUGGUUGUUCCAGAGGCUGUGGAUUUUUUGGAUAAGCUUCUACGCUACGAUCAUCAAGACAGGCUGACUGCGAAGGAAGCUAUGGCACAUCCCUAUUUUUAUCCCGUGAAGGUGUCGGAGGUUAGCAACCGUCGCAGUGCUUGAUAUGAAUUGAUAUAUCUCAUCUCAAUCUGGUUUUGUGUUGCAGAUGGGCUUUCUUGUGAUUACGUCCCACCCGGCUACCAGGUUUCUCAGUUGUGCGAAGCGCUUCGUUAUUUGAUCGCUUUUUGCUGUGACUAAAGCUUUUGUGGGUGGAUAUGUUAUGUAACUUCAUUCAUCAAGCUUAGGUUUAUGCUUGGAGAUCACAGGAAUCCAUGUUCUUGAACAUCUUAAUAUUUUCAAACUUAGGAACUCAUUUGACUCUUUGAAGCAGCUUUUGCUUUUAAUUGUUGAAAAAAAAAAAAAAAAAAAAUGGAGUCAUUUCUAAGGUCUCAAAGAUGGCUUCAUUUCUUCGAUUCUCCCA
Physcomitrium patens is the source of this 1670-nucleotide messenger RNA. RefSeq names its product casein kinase II subunit alpha-2. NCBI's taxonomy places the organism in Eukaryota, Viridiplantae, Streptophyta, Bryopsida, Funariales, Funariaceae. The record is from RefSeq and is a predicted model, not a curated record. Gene Ontology annotation, molecular function: protein serine/threonine kinase activity; ATP binding. Gene Ontology annotation, cellular component: cytosol; protein kinase CK2 complex; nucleus. Gene Ontology annotation, biological process: peptidyl-serine phosphorylation; regulation of cell cycle; peptidyl-threonine phosphorylation.